Notechis scutatus (mainland tiger snake) is the source of this 1050-nucleotide messenger RNA. It is a transcript of the gene HOXB2, whose product is annotated as homeobox B2. Gene Ontology annotation, cellular component: nucleus. Gene Ontology annotation, biological process: regulation of transcription by RNA polymerase II. Gene Ontology annotation, molecular function: RNA polymerase II cis-regulatory region sequence-specific DNA binding; DNA-binding transcription factor activity, RNA polymerase II-specific. Lineage: Eukaryota; Metazoa; Chordata; Lepidosauria; Squamata; Elapidae. The record is from RefSeq and is a predicted model, not a curated record.
AUGAAUUUUGAAUUUGAGAGGGAGAUAGGCUUCAUAAACAGCCAGCCAUCGCUAGCGGAGUGUCUGACGUCCCUUCCCGCUGUCCUGGAGACAUUUCAAACUUCAUCAAUCAAGGAACCAACGACGUUAAUUCCUCCUCCUUUGGAACAAACCCUCCUCGGCUUGGAUCCUUGUUCCAGCAGCCAGCCUGUGCUGAGGAGCCAAAAGAAAGCAAAGCAUGGGCAGGCCCAGAAAGCCACGCUCCAGUCUUCUGCUCUGGGUGGAGAAUUCCCCUGGAUGAAGGAGAAGAAAUCUUUUAAGAAAGCUAACCAGAUCCCAGCUUCUUUGUCUCCUUCCUCUUCUGUGCCUGGAUUUGUCCCGGCUUCUCCUGCAGACACGUAUUUAGACCACAGUGAAAAAGCUUCCCGACGGCUGAGGACGGCAUAUACCAACACGCAGCUCUUGGAGUUGGAGAAGGAGUUCCAUUUUAACAAAUACCUCUGCAGACCCCGCCGGGUGGAGAUCGCGGCUUUGCUGGACUUGACGGAAAGGCAAGUGAAGGUCUGGUUCCAGAACCGUCGGAUGAAGCACAAGAGGCAAACACAGCACAGCGCAGAUCCCGCCGAAGAGGACCAAGGCAGCAGUCAGGAAACAGGGGAAGCCGAGAACGGCAGCUCUUCCUGCAGAGGAGCGCGGAAGAUGCCUUGUCCCUACCCAGCCGGCAGCCACAGCAGAGAGACUCGGAGCGCUCCAGCGCCUUACCCGAUGCUGAGCCAGGGCAGAGCUCCGGCGGCAGAGCUCGGCGGAACCGCCGGCGGUCGCACUAUCUCCUCUUGCUCGUCCUCUUGCUCUGGCUCCUCGCCGGGCGACGGGUUCCCGGGAAGUCAGAAGUCCCCUUUGCUGCCGCUGGACCCGAGCGCCUUCUCGGCGAAUUCCUGCCCACAGGCCGCAGGAGAGCUUUCACCCAGCCUCCAGGGCUGCGCAGAUAGCCCUAUAAGUUUCUCCCUAGAAGACCUAGACUUUUUUACCAGCACGUUGUGUGCGUUGGAUUUGCCCCAUUUCAAUUUUUAA